Sorex araneus (European shrew) is the source of this 3490-nucleotide messenger RNA. RefSeq names its product baculoviral IAP repeat-containing protein 3. Gene Ontology annotation, biological process: regulation of apoptotic process. The coding region runs from base 1101 to 2912 and encodes 603 amino acids. Gene Ontology annotation, cellular component: cytoplasm; nucleus. The record is from RefSeq and is a predicted model, not a curated record. NCBI's taxonomy places the organism in Eukaryota, Metazoa, Chordata, Mammalia, Eulipotyphla, Soricidae. The transcript is spliced from 8 exons.
AUGCUUUGAAUUUUUAUAGUUUUUAAAAAUGAAUCCUUUAUUAGAGGAGAUUUGAUUUUGGCCCUCCACAGCAUGAACCUGAGCCCAGAACACCACUUGAGCAGAUAUUCUAAUAUCUUAUUUUAAAUAGAAUGCUUAAUUUUCUGGCCUCUAAUGAUAUCACAAGAAUCUUGACUAUCAAUGAGAAGUUACUUGCUUUCCAAUCCGUCUUGAAACGGGGCCUUAGGCCGUGUAGAUCAAUACUAGAUUGCUUCUAUAGGAUCAGCCUAUAUUGUUACCACCUGUACUCUUCAUUUGGAGGAAAAUUUUAGUUUGUUUUCUUCUUUCUAUCAAAGUUACUCAGCCCCAAGCACCAUCAGGAGUGGCCCCCAAACAAAACAACCCCCUAAAAUGAUUGUAGAAGAAAAAUGACACUGAACAGCUCAGUAUAGACUAUAUUUCAUUGUGUCUACGAUGUAAUAAGUUAUAAGACACACUACCAUUUUGUUAAUCUCUGGGAAAUAAUGCUACCAAUAAAAACAUGACAUGCAGUUCUAAGAUAGCUCUUGGUAACACAGAUGGUCAAACAUGCAUCAUAGGAUUUUUGUGCAUUCCUUUCCUUUUUUGAGGUAGACCCUGUGCUCUUUUUUUUUUUCUGACUACAAAAUCUCACGGCUUAAAAAAAGCAAGACACACAUAGUUUGAAUAUUUUUUCUGGAGAUCCCAGAGAAAGCCCUGCUUUCCGCCCUGAGAACAAACGGCCUAUGUGAGUCACACACUUUAUCUUCAGGCUGGCUGAACGCCCCCAAAUCUGUUUAGUGAUGUAGAGAAGUCGACUCAAGUGGUGUCAUGAGAUCCCAGCGCACGGUCACCUCUAGAAAGGGUUUGGGUUUUUAUGCCAGGCACCGUGCCGUGUGGAACAGCAUAAGACUGCCCCUUGAAGUAGACCAGUGUUCUCGAGAAUGUCACCAUGCUGAAACCCGGCACACAGGGAAGUAAAAAGGAGGAAAGAUUUCCUCUCCAGGGAUUUACCCUUGGACACAAAUGAAGAAACUCAAAAGCAUGCACAAAACUACCUCCCCAGAGGAAGGCUAGUCCCUUUUCCUCCCCUCCCUUUCAUCAUGAACAUAGUAGAAAGCAGCGAAUUCUUAUCAAACUUGAUGAAGAGCGCCGCCACAUUUGAACUGAAAUAUGACUUUUCCUGUGAGCUCUACCGGAUGUCCACGUUCUCCACCUUCCCGCCUGGUGUGCCUGUCUCGGAAAGGAGCCUGGCUCGAGCGGGCUUUUAUUACACCGGUUCGAUGGACAAGGUCAGAUGCUUCUGCUGUGGCCUGAUGCUGGAUAAUUGGAAACAAGGAGACAAACCUGUGGAAAAGCAUCGGAAGCUGUACCCCAGCUGCAGCUUUAUCCAGAAUCUAAAUUCCUCCCUCAGCCCUGGGGCCUCUGUCCAUCCGACUUCUCCUUUGGAGCCCGAUUCCACACAUUCCCUGCUCCCAAGUUGGGAAAACAGUGGCUAUUUCAGUGGCUCUUAUUCAAGCUUUCCAUCAAACCCGGUGAACUCUAGACCAAAUCAGGACCUCUGUUCCCCAGGGAUGGGGCCCUCCCCCGGUGCAAUGGGCACCGAGAAAGCCCGGCUGCUGACAUUCAGGACGUGGCCCUUGGCCUUUCUGUCACCCGCAGACCUGGCCAAAGCAGGCUUCUAUUACAUCGGGCCCGGAGACAGGGUGGCCUGCUUCGCCUGUGGUGUCAAACUGAGCAACUGGGAACCCAAGGAUGAUGCCAUGUCAGAGCACCUGAGGCACUUUCCCAACUGCCCGUUUCUAGAAAACCAGCUUCACGCCUCGGCCCCCUACACCGUUUCCAACCUGAGCCUACAGACGCAUGCAGCCCGCCUCAGGACCUUCUGCCACUGGCCGGCCAGCGUCCCAGUCCAUCCCGAGCAGCUCGCCAGUGCAGGUUUUUAUUACGUGGGUCACAGCGACGAUGUCAAAUGCUUUUGCUGUGAUGGUGGGCUGAGGUGCUGGGAGUCUGGAGAUGACCCCUGGGUGGAACAUGCCAAGUGGUUUCCCAGGUGUGAGUACUUGGUACGAAUUAAAGGACAAGAGUUCAUCAGCCGGGUCCAAGCCAAUUACCCUCACCUGCUUGAACAGCUGUUAUCUACUUCAGAAAAUCCAGAAGAUGAAAUUGCAGAGUCUCCAAUCCUUCACUUUGGACCUGGAGAGACACCGUCGGAAGAUGCUGUCAUGAUGAAUACACCUGUGGUCAAGGCGGCCUUAGAAAUGGGCUUCAGUAGGAGGCUGGUCAGACAGACAGUGCAGAGCCAGAUCCUCACAGCUGGAGAGAACUACAAGACAGUUAGUGAUCUUGUGGUAGAUUUACUUAAUGCAGAAGACGAAAUAAGGGAAGAGGAGAAGGAAAGAGCAGCUGAAGAAAAAGAAUCAGAUGAUCUUUUAUUAAUCCGGAAGAACAGAAUGGCACUUUUUCAGCAUCUGACUUGCGUGCUUCCAAUCCUGGACAGUCUACUGACUGCUAGAGUAAUUACUGAACAAGAGCGUGAUGUUAUUAAGCAGAAAACACAGACCUCUUUACAGGCCAGAGAGCUGAUUGACACUGUUUUAGUGAAAGGAAAUUCUGCAGCUGCCAUAUUCAAAAGCACGCUGCAAGAAACGGACCUCACCUUAUACAGGCAUUUAUUUGUUCAACAGGACAUGAAGUAUGUUCCCACAGAAGAUGUUUCAGAUCUACCAGUGGAAGAACAACUGAGGCGACUUCAGGAGGAGCGCACGUGUAAAGUGUGUAUGGACAAAGAGGUGUCCGUAGUGUUCAUCCCCUGUGGCCACCUCGUCGUCUGUAAGGACUGUGCCCCUGCCCUAAGAAAGUGUCCUAUUUGUAGAGGGAUCAUCAAGGGGACAGUCCGUACAUUUCUCUCAUGAAGUUUUGCCCAAACCAAAAAAUGGAUGGAUUAAAUGUGCCAUGAUUUUUAGUUUCAUGCCAAUGUUUUCAGAUUUUUCCAUUCAUUUACAGUUUAGAAAACUUUAUGUAACUCUGUGCUGAAAACAUAUGGACACAUCUAUUUUAGAUACUAAGAGGAUAAUAGACUUCUGUUUUUAUCAACAGGACAUAGGGAUAGCACCAAGAGCCCUUGUUAAAUAAAGCCCUCAGCUCUGUGACACUGUAAGUGAAGUUAGAGCCAAGGGCUCUGGGUGGAUCUUUAAGAAUGUUAGUAUUUUGGAGUUGUAUUAACAGCCAGCCAUUCAUUGAAACCUAUGCUUCCCCUGUAUGGAGUGUGGACUGAGCUAUUUGUUGAACUAGAUUUUAGGGACAUGGUGCAGGGGAAAGAGUUCUCUGAGUAUGGUUUGGCCCCUGAGCACUGCUUGAUGUAACUCUGGUGGCUUCCAGAUUCCCUGAUACCUGCUUGGAGGCUCAGUACUCUUCCCCCACAAAACUUCUGUGGGAAUCAUUUUGUUUUUUGGUGGGGGAAACUGAGCCACUCCUAGCUUUGUGCUUAGGG